AUGGACGCCUUCUUCGUCAUCGCCUCUCCCAUCCCCGUCGACGAGCCCACCGUUGAGGACAUCCUCGUCGACCGCGAAACCGGCUCCGGCGGCGACCACUCCACAACACCCCCACUCGCCAUGCGCGCGCACCCCGUUCUUCGCUUACGACUCCGGCCUUCGCGCCUUCACGCGUCACGAGUACCCACGACCGGCCCCGCGCUGCACCUUUUUCGUUCCCGCCGCGGCCGCCGCACCAUCCUUCACGCCUUCUUCGAGCUACAUUGCGACUAA
This is a messenger RNA of Epithele typhae, 273 nucleotides long. RefSeq lists its product as uncharacterized. The record is from RefSeq and is a predicted model, not a curated record. Lineage: Eukaryota; Fungi; Basidiomycota; Agaricomycetes; Polyporales; Epitheliaceae. The coding region runs from base 1 to 273 and encodes 90 amino acids. The transcript has 2 exons.